GAAGGUGUACGGUGUAGUGUGGCGGCGCCUUCUUGUGGUUUAGUGGCACCGGAGUGCAACGUGUCCUAUGGUAUGUGUCGUCGUUGCAGUGCGACCAGGCACUCCGUAUGAUCGUCCUGCGCGUGAAUAGCCCGCGAAGAGGAGGAGGAAGAAGGCCGCCGCUCGGGGUGUUACAGUGUGUACCUUAGAUCAUGAAGUGUAGCACGGUGUCGAAAGGGUUCUGCUCGUAAUCCUGUGCAGUUAUUCCAUUUCAGAAAAUUAUAUGUAAAGGAAAAAAAAGAGAGAGAAAAAAAAAGAAGUGUCGAUUGUGAGUGUGAGGCAAAAGUGUCGAACGGCGUGACGCGGAGAGCAGUGCCAAGUGUGAGUUUUCCCGUUUGUCAUUCUCGUAAGGAAAAAAAAUAAUCAAAAUUAUCGUUCACAAAGUUUUAUUUAUUUUGGGUUUCCCUUAGCAAACAAACCCUUCCUCCGGCACACAUGUCGUUGCUUCCACUAUGCUGAGCCAACAGAAUACGCCAGCCACCAAUAUGAACGCCUUAGGAACAGUGUACGCUACCAAGAGAAGGCGACGCAACGGGAAAAGCAUAAAGCCUCAGCCAAAGGACGGACAGACAAAGAGCAACCCUUCGAAGAGGCACAGAGAGCGUCUCAAUGCCGAGCUGGACACGUUAGCGAGCCUCUUGCCCUUCGAACAGAACAUUCUGUCUAAGUUAGACAGACUCUCCAUACUGAGGCUCUCCGUCUCCUACCUCAGGACAAAGAGUUAUUUUCAAGUGAUGAUGCAUGGAGGUGGAGGUGAAAAACAAGAUGGCGAACACCACCAUCCGACUCGGCAUCGAGAUCUCAUCACCUACGAUCAUCAGGUUCUCGACGGCGAAAUGUUUUUACAGGCACUAAACGGUUUCUUGGUCAUCCUAGACUGCGAGGGAGAGGUCUUCUUUGCAACGCACAACAUCGAGAGCUACUUGGGAUUCCAUCAAAGCGACAUCGUCCACCAAAGCGUCUACGAGCUGGUCCACUCGGAGGACCGCGAAGAACUCCAGAGGCAGCUCAUGUGGAACUCCCACUUGGCGCCUGACCAGGCGCAGAUGACUCUGCAGGAGGCGCUCCAUGGCGACCAGGCCGCCCUCGAGAGAAAUUUCACCGUCAGAUUCAGAUGCCUGCUCGACAAUACUUCAGGUUUCCUGCGCCUGGACGUCCGUGGGAGGAUCAAGAUUCUUCACGGCCAGAACAGAAAGACGGAGGAGCCACCCUUGGCGCUCUUCGCCGUCUGCACGCCCUUCGGUCCGCCCUCCUUGCUGGAACUGCCGCAGAAGGAAGUCAUGUACAAAUCAAAACACAAACUCGACCUGGCGCUUGUCUCCAUGGAUCAGAAGGGGAAGAUGCUGUUGGGUUACACGGACAUCGAGUUAGCGAAUAAAGGCGGGUAUGACCUCGUCCACUACGAUGACCUCGCUUACGUUGCUUCUGCGCAUCAAGAAUUGCUGAAGACUGGGGCCUCUGGAAUGAUCGCGUACCGACUUCAGACUCGCGACGGCACCUGGCAGUGGCUCCAGACGUCGUCGAGGCUCGUCUACAAGAACUCCAAGCCGGAUUUCAUCAUCUGCACCCACAGGCCUCUCAUGGAAGAAGAAGGCCGAGAUUUGUUGGGCAAAAGGACAAUGGACUUCAAGGUCUCCUACUUGGACCCUGGUCUGACCCAAUCGUAUCUCUGCGACUCCGAACUCCCGCAACUCUACGCGUCGCGGAUGAGCCGCAAGUACAAGACGCAGCUGCGGGAUUUCCUCACCACCUGCCGAACCAAAAGGACCUACACCAACAUCACCGACACCGCCUACAACAACUACAACAACGUCUACGGGGCCUCCUACACCACAACCGACAACGGACUGUACAUGCAGCAAAACCUGGGCAACCUCCAGUCUCUGUAUCCUGCCAGCUAUCUUCCCACGGAUAACCUUUUCCACUACCGACAGUUAGGUUCCUAUUACCCGGAUUACAUGACGCACAGUUACGUCGGGAAUGGGUACGUCGAUCCCGCCCGAUCCUGCCUCAGUUACGACACCACGGGUCUAGCCAAGACUGCAGCUGACCAGAAGAUCUACUGCCCCACACAACUCGAUGCCUCAAAGUACCAGUACAAGCCAACAGACGCCUACUCCGCCGUCUACGGCACCAACACCGUGCUUCCGUCGCUGGAGCACAAGUACAGUGAACUGCGGCCGGCUGAGGUCAGAAGAGACGACCCCUCGGCACUGGCGUCCCUCGGGGCACUCGCUGCCACGCCAGGGACGACAGCCAGCGUCGUGGUGACGUCAGUCCCCACGACGGCCACCGCCACGCAUAAAGAGGAGUCCAAAGACUCGGAGGGCUAUUCAAACAAUACCCGCCAGACGGUGCUCAUGUGGGGGUCGGCCUCCCACGAAUACGACCCCAAUAAGAAGUACGCGGAGAGUCCCUCUGCCUCGACGCCAGUCGAUCCUAACCUGGGCAACGUCGCUUGCAAAUGGGGCACUGCCACCCCAGCCUCAACCCCCGGUGCCAGAAGCAGCGCCGGUGGCUCGCCCCACGGAGGCGAAGGUGCCUCUCCACACGCUGGAGGUGGUCCUCCGAGCGCCCACUCGUCAGCAGCUGCAGCUGCAGCAGCUGCUGCCGCCGCCUCAGCCGCUCACGUUGGCGCCGGGGCCGUGGCGCCCGCGGGUAAGGCUGCAUACGGCUACAGUGAGGGCGGCGAGGUAUGGCACCAUCAAUACUAUCCUUACCACCCGUAUCACACCUCGCACAGCAUGGGGGACCCCAGCUACCCGCAGAUCAGCAGGAACCCAAUCCUCUGCUGUCCAUCUCUGAGGUAACCAACACCCUACUGAACCACCAGGACUAAGACGAGGUGGUCGACUUCCUCAAGGGAGAAGGAGGAGGAUCCUGGACUAUGUGGGAGUCCGGAAGUGACAACAACUGAUCCUCCUAUCCUGGCUCAGUCCUGAGAUACAGGACCCCAGGGAGUCGUGAUCAUAUCUAUUGACGAGAUUCCUGAAGCGACCUCUUCCUAAUUUUCACCUGGCCUUCUUCGAGGUCGUCGUAAUUUUCACUAACAUAAUUCCCUAAGUGUCUCAGCUUAUGGAGUUAACCCUUCAAUAGCUGGUUGCCUAAUAAUAGAGAGUGUACGUGCAAGAGAGUUAUGUUUCUGUAAGCUUUUGAGAAGUUUCUCAGGACCUUUCAUGACAGUAGCAUCCACUGAAGAUGCUGCUUCUGGUGAGCAGGCAACACCUACUUAUGAAGUCACAGGCUGUAAUUUAUGCUAGCAGUUCACUUUUGUUGCAACAGUGCUCCUUGGAGAUAAAGGAAAUCAGUUUAAACAGGAUUAGAGUGCUUUGGAUAGCAGUUACCUCAAGAGAGAACUGAAAGACUCUCUGUCUGCAAAUCUUAACCAGUAGCUAAGGUUUUGCUAGACUUGGCAGAUAUCAAAGGCUCUCUUACCUGUCGUUAGCAGAAACAGCUCAUGGAAGCCUUUGGUACAUCUCAAAUGAUCAUAACAACAUCUGCAGCCUGCCAGAUUCUUAAAACGCAGAGACUCUCACUGUACACAUGUGUCCAGCUCAUGAGAGCCUUUGGAAUGCUAAGCUUUAAGAGCUUUAGUUUUUAAACUCGUGCUCAUGGUUAAAUCUUGAGAUGCUUUGGUGCUAUACCCUUUGCAAAGCUCCAAGAUUUCUAAUAUCAACCUUACAGUCAGACCAUGAUAGCUUUUGGAUUGCUAUAUUUUGCAAAGCACUAAGAUCUCCAUUGUUGCAUGGGCAACAAAUGAAAGCCCUUGGCAUGCUAGGCUUUGGAAAGCCACAAGGUCUGUGUUAACAGCCCCUGAAACCUUUGAUACAGCAGAAUUUCCAAAUCCCAGAAAUCUUCACUGUCUGCCUGAUAGCCAAUACACAACAGAUUUUAAUAAAGUAGACUUUGCAACUCAACUCCUCCCCCCCCCCUCAAACUUCCCUCCCCCCACCCACUCAAAAGAAACUCACUGUCAGCCAUAUGGGAAAUUUUGAGACCAUCACUACAACGUUCUUGGCCAAAUAGUGAGGGGCCCUUAACAUUCGUUUGUCCUCAUUCACUCUUGAUGCCGAUUGGGCCCACCAUGACCCUUGCUUUUUAUCAAGACAAAGUCAUAGCUGAGAUAUGAUUGUUUUAACGAAGCACAACCAGAGUCAUCUCUGAGACAGGAAGAUUGUGGAGGUAAUUGGGAAUUGAUUCAGAAAUGAAUUUCCACAGGUGAAGAUUUCAUUGAGGCUUCAACGGCUGUAUAAUUUGAAACCACUCAGAAACAAGUUUUGUGGCUAAAUUUUAGCUCGUCCUUGGAAAAAAAUGCUACGGUCACAUUGACAAUUAAGUGUGGAGGAAUAAAAAGUGAGGAAAAAAAUAGUGGUUAACCAAUAAAUUAUACGAUGAUGAAAACAAAGUGGUGCUCAUUGGUUGAGAGAUAUGUUUAAUUCUAAAAAUUUCGAGUUUUCCGAAAAAAAUUGUGUGUAUUGAUUUUUCGUUUGUAUAUAUAGAUGACUAAGAUUACUGGUAUUAAUGAAACUACUUGGAACUUUUAGUACUUGGUGCCCUGCCUUUCUUAGCUUGAGAAUUUAGAAGUAACGCUCAAAGUGAACGGAAGAGAAAAUACAGAAAUCAAAUAACAUGAAAAGUCAAAGAAAAAACUGAAGGGCAGGAAAAUGUGAUGGAAAGCUUUAAGAAUCAAAAAGAAAAGUGAAGACUUAUGUGUUAUUAAGUAUCCAUUUUUUCGUGAAAAAAAAACUUUUAUGAGAUAUAUGAUGCAGAAAGUUAACUGUGCGUGAUUGAAAUAUAAAAUGCAAUUGAGAACAGUACAACAGUUAAACUAUCAAGAUGAUAAGUGUAACUUUUCUCCCUUACGCAUACGUAUAGACUUAUAACAGACCACUUUUCAUACAGACCACGUAAUGAUCUAGUCAUGAAGUUAAGUGAGAUUUAAGUUCUUUGAUUAACAUAAAAAAAAAAUGUACGUAAUUUUAUGUAAAUGUGAAAAACUCGAAGGAAAUCCAGGCAGUAAAUGAAGAUCAAUAGAAAUAUUAUUUUCUACCCGGGAGGCUUCAUUCUGGUAAGAGUUCCUCGUCUUUAUGUGGCGGAACAUCAGACCAAGGGCUCUGGGUUCUAGAACUCUGGUUAUCCUGGAUUCAGAAGCUAGAGGUCUAGAGAGAUGGCUGGCCUGGCUAUCUUUCUUUGGCCUUGGACAGCAGACGGUCUGGACAAGGACUUUGGAUUCUGAAGCUCUGCUUAUCCUGGAUUCAGAGGCAAGAGGUCUGGAGAGAUGGCUGGCUAGGCCGUCUUUCUUAUUCUGGAACUCUGGUUAUCCUGGAUUCGAAGGCUAGAGGUCUGGAGAGGCAGUUGGGCUGUCCAUCUCUCUUUGUUCUUGAACAGCAGAAGGUCUGUACAAGGAUUCUGGAACUCUGGUUAUCCUGGAUUCGGAGGCUAGAGGUCUGGAGGGGAAGUUGGCCUGGCCAUCUUCCUUUGUCCUUGGAAAGCAGAAGAAUGUAUUGGACAAGGACUCUAGAUUCCAGAAUGAUGGUGAUUCUAGAUGCAAGAAACUAGAAUCCUGAAGGGAAAAGUGACUUAGCCAACGACUUGGUCCUCAAACGUCAGGACUCUUAAUUUUGGAAUGAUGGUGAUCCUAUUUUCUAAAGGCUAAAUUCUGGAAAGAUGGUUGAGCUUUCAAGAUUUAUGAGAUAAGGAUUCUGAAAAGAUAAUCUUUAGAGCCAGAUUUGUUACUGAAAUAUUAAUUUCAGCAUAAUCAUCUGUACACAGUUUAAAACCCAUUAGAACACGCCAUGAACACUAAACACCACCUUUUGUGUAAGGACCAUAAUGUACAACAUAUAUAGACUGAUGAACACAACAUAUUUAUAAAUAUAUAUACGAAUUAUGGUGAUAUUUUUUUUACAAGCACUCCCCUACAAUCAAAGAAAUACCUUUCUUUGUUACACACACUUCCUCUUUUAUGUAUGUUACACGUAUAAUGAGAAUGUACCUACUGUAAAUGCUGUUUCUUUUGGAUCAAGACCACUAAGAAGAGUGUCUUGAUUUUCCAGCAAUGCCUUGGGUUUCGCUUACUGGUGCAUGAGACCCACUUCAGCCUUUCAUCUUGAUUCCGGUCAAAUCAGACUAAAGAACAGCAUUGUUGUUUUGUAGUUUUUGGAAGUGGUUUCUUGGACAAUGGUUCACAAACAGAAUUACAGUCAUGAAAGUGGCUUAAAGUUGGUCCCUCUAAAAACACACUAUGUUAAAUCACUUAUCGCGGAAUACCAUGUAAAUAUGUUAGACAGCAAUUUUUAGUUUUCACAGAGUUCUCUAUGGACUCCUGUUUGGUUGAAGCUUCAGUAUUGGUGUAGACGUAACGAGUUAUGGUUUUUUUUUUUUUUUUUUUUUUUAGAUAUCUCGCCUUAUAUAGCUGCCCGUUUGGAAAUGAUCUUGAACAGGUUUUAUAAUCUACUUGCCGAAAUCAUUCCAGCAUACAUUACUUGUUGUUAACUAGUGAUAUUUCAGAACUAGAUUCAUUUCUUUCCCCCCCACCCACCCCCUUUUUUUUUAUUGUCCAUUUGUUUCAGAUAUUAAGCAAAGAAUGUAUACUCAAAGGAGGCCCAGGUACUCCAUAACUCCUUACUAAGGAUCCAAAUGCAUUAUGAAGUCUUGGUAACCCAGGGUCUCUCAAUUUGGAGAUGUCAUAAGUUCAAAGGGCUUUUGGUAAGGCGUCCAAACAGCAGCAGCAAAAUAACUGGAUUUUCCAACAUAUUUACAAAUAAUUAGUAAAGAUUAUUGUUUGAAAUUUUGGCACGUGCCCAUAGAAAAAAAAAUCAUAUAUAAGAGACUGCAUGUACUAUUCAGAUUUGUGAAUAUUGACGAAACUCAUGGCCACUUUUCUGACACCCAAGGCAUUUGCAACCCAUAAUCAAAAACCUUUUUAGACUUUGGAUGAACAUUUAAGGCCUCUGCCAAGGCAGUUGAUGUAAAUAAUAGAAUUUUAAGAGUUACUCUUUUCCUAAGGAUAUUUUGAGUGCUUGGCUAUUUUUUGAAUAGCAGAAUUCGCUGGUAUGAGUGUCAGUAUAUUUUCUCAGACCAAUCCUCUAAGAAAUUUUAUGUAAAUUAAUUUAACGCACAUUUCAUAGCUGAUACAAACUUUUAGCUGACAAUUUUCCUAUAUUGUACUAAUAGUAUUUAAACUAAUUUUACUACUUAACAUAUGUAUUUACAGAUCAGGUAAAAAAAAUAAAAACUUUUAGUAUACAA
This is a messenger RNA of Macrobrachium nipponense, 7290 nucleotides long. RefSeq lists its product as uncharacterized. Lineage: Eukaryota; Metazoa; Arthropoda; Malacostraca; Decapoda; Palaemonidae. The transcript is spliced from 11 exons. The record is from RefSeq and is a predicted model, not a curated record. Gene Ontology annotation, molecular function: nuclear receptor activity; transcription cis-regulatory region binding; protein dimerization activity. Gene Ontology annotation, cellular component: aryl hydrocarbon receptor complex; nucleus. Bases 492 to 2849 code for a protein of 785 amino acids. Gene Ontology annotation, biological process: response to xenobiotic stimulus; xenobiotic metabolic process; regulation of transcription by RNA polymerase II.